AUGGCUGCCACAGGUUCCAAUCCUCCUCUGGAUUUUACUUUUCCCCAGAGGCCCGAGAGCCCUGCGUCUAUUUCCUACGGCAGAAAUCGCUUGAUCGAACUCUCCCCGCCACAAGACCCACCUCACAGGGAACCCUUCGCGAUUUGGGUCCUUUUGUGUUCGAACGCGAUAUUGCGUGUUGGAGCGGGGGCGCGAUCUAGAGUCCACGGACUCCAUGCUUACGAUGAAGACCCGUGUCGGGCUCACUGUGAGCGGAAAGCUCAAACCCAGCGUGGGUUCUUGCGUUCCUCCCCAAAAGGCCAGGGCCCAAAGAACCCUUUUCAUUUGGCGAGGGGCUUGACGGAAGGGAGGGGCGGGGGCGGGAGCGGGCCGGGGUCUGCUAGCCAGCGGCCGGGCGCGACGGACUUGCCCGGCUGCUCAGCUUGGCCGCCAGCAUCCUUGCUGGCGACAUGGUUGCUCUCUCCCGGGCCAGAGAGUGGGGACGCCUCUGUCCCCCACCCCAACCACCCCCACGGCGCCCCCGGGUCGGCGCCAGAGCCCCGGAGGCCCGGAGGCUCUGGCCUGUUGGAGGCGAGGCGGGCUCUGUGGCCUCCUCCGGUCAGUCCGAGUUUAGUCUGCGGAAGCGACGGCGGGGGAGCGGGCCGGGGCCAAGAUGGACCCCAAACCAGACAGGCGCUUUCCUUCCCCCACUCGCGCCUUAGUCCCUGCCCAUAUUGCCCGUCUUCGGUAGGACUAUCUGCCCGGCUUCUGUCUGCUGCCAACCUUUCCCGAAAUCUAGACCCCAGACUUGAGAAAGAGAGAGGAAGAGGAAGAGCAGAGAAAGAGGGAGAAGCGGACUCCCCGCUGAGCAGGAAUUCUGACAUGCGGCUUGAUCCCAGAACCCUGGGAUCAUGACCUGAGCUGAAGACACACUCUUAACAGACUGAGCCACCCAGGCGCCCCAGGUGGAUGUAUUUAUAUACAAACAUGGAUACACCCGCCCUUGACUGAAAUACAGACUGGAGCGCACCUCUCCUCUAAACAAUGAUUAUGCUAAUCUGAAUUCUCUCCAGGUUCAUGAUCCAGCCUGCAACAUAAUGUCAGGAGGGAAAGAGGAGGGACUACACACACUCCUUCCACACCCUUUGGAACUCGGAGGUGGAUAUCUAAUGAGGGCCAAGGAUCACUCAGCCAGAGCUGUCAGCUUCUGUGGUCACUGAGGGAGGCAGCUUUCCAAGCAGCUUUCAAUACCCCUGAGAAAUCUGCCAUAGAAGAUGCAGCUGGAGAGAAUUCACUGGUGAGCCUUGCGGGGCUCAGGACUAGUAAUGCAAGUGUGUCUGCAUUUCUCUCUUUGUCUCCAAUUACCAGGGAAUCCUUGCUCCCUUUCCACUCCCUGUGACCCACAGUAUGGCACAGAAAGAGGUUCUGGCCUAGGAAUUAGACAAGGCCCAGGGGUAGCCUUGGAUCUGCCGUGAACUAGAGGCAACUCACUUCACUCUCAUUUUCCACAACAGCAACAUGGACAAUGAUCUUGCCUUAUCUGUAAGGUAUUAUGGGGAUGCAAUGAGAUAAUGGGCGUACAAAUAUUUCAGAAGUUUAAAUGUCUUUCAACUUUGUGCAUUUCUCUAUUUACAUUUUUCUGCAAUACCUAUAUAUUACAUUUUUAGUAAAAGAAAGAACCAAUACAUCCUAUUUUUUUAAGUUAUGCAUGUAUAUGGCAUGAAUAGGUUCUAGAGAAUGUUUCUAGAGAAUGUUUCCUGGGAUAUUAAAAUAACAAUAAUUAACAGGAGCAACUAUUGCAACUAUUGAAACCUGGUUGCAAAUAUACACAGAAUAGAUGUCCAGCAUGAGAGGAGUUUAUUUUUAAUUUAAAAAUUUAAAAAAAAGGAAAUUAAGCGGUGCAAAUAUAUACUUUCUAAAUUCUAACUAUACACUCAAAGCAAUCCAAAAUAAAAACAGCGUUAGCUUAUCAUACAGAUGCUUGCCUAUUUCCUCACCCCAGUGUUAUGGAGGAAUGAGAUAAUCAGGAAUUUGGGAGCCUCAUACGAGGUCCUCCUAUGUAUGGAUGAGCUUUUUACCAAAUACCAUCACAAGAUCCUGCAACCCCUGUAAUUUGGGGACUCCUUGUAUAGUUCUCAUUUAGGCCUGUAAAGUGAGAAAGGACAGAAAGUAGGCACAGUCUCUUCCCAGAAUUUGCUUUCCAGAACUCCCCAUAGUUAAUACCCUUCAUUAGCUAUUCCCCAGCCCUCUCCCGGCCACCACAACAUCAGUCCUUUCCUUAAGUAGUUCGUGAGAUGGUUCUAUUUGUGUAUCUUGCCUUCGUUGCACUCAACACUUCCAAAAUCACAUGGCUAUCACAUCUGGAAAUGACAUCCUCAUAUUAGUCUAAGUGGAGACACUUGAAAAAUAAUUAUUGGCAUCCUAAAGAGAAAUGAUAGGAAACUUGCAGCUACUGGAAAGCACACAUAGGAGGAGAAAGAACCUGUCAGUCCCUGGCCAAACAUGAACCUAUUUAAGUGGCAUGUUGAUUACAUUUCUAGGGAUAUGUUAAAUUGGCCUUAAGUAACCAGGUCAUAAGGUUAGUAGAGGCCAGUGUUAGCUGGGGAAGAGUUUUGAAUCCCCUGAAGUGUUAAUCUCCUCCCUCUUCUCCAAAGGCAGUCAGUAAAGGUGCCUGUGUAGUCUUGGUUAUUCAAUACACUUCAUUUGUUAUAAAUAUUGAUACUACUAUUACUACUAAAAUAAAUCUUAUUAAUUGGGGAGCUGUAUUCAAUUUCACUUAUUCCAUUGUUUCUACUUACGCUGCCUUAGUGCUGCCAUUCUACCACCAGAGUGGAAGUGUCAAGGGUAUGCAUGAAUCUGGAAGACAUAUAGUAUUUAGUUUUUUUGUUGUUGGCAGUUUUGGCAAAUGGUAGAUUUGUAAGAAGAUGAGGAAAUAAAUAGCAAAUGUAACUUGAGAAGACACUGGAUGAAUUCCUGUGAAACUGGGUAUUGGCUAUAUCAUUAAAAAAGGGAGAGCAUCUGAAAAUUAUAAACUAUUAUUUUUGCUUUUUCUAGAUAUAAGGCUUCACUCUGGUUAGUUAUGCAUCCGUCUGCCUGGGACUGAGUAUGUGUACAGAUUAGGUAGUUUCAAGAAGGCACUCAAAUAGAAGAAACAAAUGCAAAGUAGAUUAUGCAUCAAGAUAAUAGCUUCAUAAACCAGGCUAUUGCCUUGAAAGAGGAUUUUCCAAAUUCUUUACUCUCUCCUUUAACAUAUCAAAAGCUCACCACUGAGCUCCUGAAAUUGCUAGUACCCAGCAAAAGAAAGCUAUGGUUUGGACAACUUAGAGAAGACCUUGUCUACCUUGGAGGAAAUGAGAAGAAGGGAGAGAGUAAGAAUGAAAAGAGUCAGGCAGUCAUGAAUCUGGGCUUUGGCCCAUAGGAGAAAAGGAUGAGCUAAGUAAAGCAUACUAAAACAAAACAAAACAAAACAAACAAACAAACAAAAAAAACACAAUGGCAGAAAUGUGCCAGCCAGACAGUUUCAAAGAAAUCUCAGCUAAUUUAACCUAAUGUUUAUGGCAAUAGCACUAUACUGUAGAUUAUGUAUGUAUAUAGACUUUAGUACCUAUUACAGUCUCUAGUUACGAAGCCAGCGUCCAUCUUGUGAGCCCAGACGGAAAAAUGAAAGGGGUCUUAUCAGCUCCAGGGGCCCCACAAGACCAGUCAAGGAACACGUGGGCCUAGGUUCAAGGGAUAGAAAUGCUUGUCAUUCAAAGGAACCUGUAGGACAAGUAGUUUAAUCAGUUCUACCCUAAACAUAUAAUCCCAAGAUAUACUUAAUGAAAUCUCCAACAUAAAGAAUAAGAAUAGUUUUUAGAUUCUAAUGGAAUAAGCCUCCAGGGGAUCAGGUGAAGGGGCACCAGGAGUUAUUAAAUAACAUCUGCUAAUAGGACCUCAUGGGCCUCUCACCAAUGGUGUCGACCUUCUCAAGAGACUUCUGUCAACAUGACUUCAUGGGCCUUCAGUCAGCAACAUCCACCUUCUCAGGGAACACCUGCCCCAAUUUUUACUCUUUUAACCCUCACUUGCAAGCCAUUGGGGAGUUUGGGGACUCUUUGGCUUAGCUCCCCAUUCUCCUCACAAAUAAAUUGUCUACCUUUCUUCACUGCAAAAACUUGGUGUCUGUUUUUAUUGCUUGCUGCAUGUUGGGUGGACAAACUCUGAUUUUAGUAUCUACUACUAGUAUAUAUAUAUUUAUAAGGCAGAUACUAAAAAAUAAGUUUGAUGUGUUAGGAAUAAUUAGUAAUCUUACAUCAUUAUACAAUUCUUUUUAUGUAUCA
Molecule: messenger RNA, 4298 nt
Organism: Mustela lutreola (European mink)
Lineage: Eukaryota; Metazoa; Chordata; Mammalia; Carnivora; Mustelidae
Exons: 3
Coding region: 1-894 (297 amino acids)
Source: RefSeq, a predicted model, not a curated record